Penicillium olsonii is the source of this 4128-nucleotide messenger RNA. The record is from the annotation of a GenBank genome assembly. Lineage: Eukaryota; Fungi; Ascomycota; Eurotiomycetes; Eurotiales; Aspergillaceae.
AUGGGGAGAGAACUGUGCGUGCAGUUUGAUGCAGCAGGACGUGCCCGGUCCCCACGCGGGAGCAUUGCCACUGCCUGGUUUGUGCACGCACUACAAAUGCCACGCUCAUCCACCCUAAAUGCCACCAUGAAACCCGUUGCUCGGAGCAACCGCUGGGGACAACACGUAAACGCAUCAACAAAUGAGAUCGCUUCCAGGAGGCCCUCGGAGAAUACUGCAUCCCCUACCCCAUACGCGACUUUAGAUCCAUUCUUCGACCGUUCGACAUUCCCUGUUCACGAUAACCAGCUUAGCCGCCACCCCUCCCCCUUGGCCUUGUGCAGGGUCGCCAAUUGCCUGACGUAUCGGCCCCGCAAAACAGCAGUGCAACCCGGGGUCAAAUCCGACACAUUCAAAAUGGCUGCCUCCGAUGGUGCUUCUUCGAUCAACGUUGCAGUCAGAGUCCGUCCAUUCACUAUCAGGGAGGCAGCCCAAAUCACCCGGUGUGAUGAUGGUCCUCUGUUUCUCGGCGACGGAUCUCUUGCCGGGGCGCCAACGCCAAAACUUAACCAGAAGGGUAUAAGGUCAAUCGUCAAGGUUAUCGACGAUCGAUGCCUGGUGUUUGACCCCCCAGAGGACAAUCCUGUCCAGAAAUUUUCCAGAAGCGUCGUGCCCAAUGGCAAGCGCGUCAAAGAUCAAACCUUUGCCUUCGAUCGCAUCUUCGACCAGAAUGCCUCCCAGGGAGAAGUCUACGAAUCUACCACGCGGAGUUUGCUUGACAACGUGCUCGAUGGAUAUAAUGCAACGGUUUUUGCAUAUGGUGCAACUGGAUGUGGAAAGACCCAUACGAUCACAGGAACUGCCCAGCAGCCUGGUAUUAUCUUUCUGACCAUGCAAGAGCUAUUCGAACGAAUCGACGAGCGGUCAGGCGAAAAGUCGACUGAGGUGACACUCUCUUACCUCGAAAUCUAUAACGAGACCAUUCGUGAUUUGCUGGUCCCAAGUGGUAGCAGCGGCAAGGGAGGUUUGAUGCUACGGGAAGAUUCCCAGCAAUCUGUCUCUGUCGCUGGCUUGUCGAGUCACCACCCACACAACGUCGCCCAAGUCAUGGAUAUGAUCAUGCAGGGCAACGAGCGUCGCACCAUGUCCCCCACCGAAGCGAAUGCCACUUCAUCUCGAUCCCAUGCUGUUCUUCAAAUCAACAUUGCCCAGAAGGAUCGAAACGCCGACGUGAAUGAGCCCCAUACAAUGGCCACUUUCAGCAUCAUCGAUCUUGCUGGCAGUGAGCGUGCCAGUGCAACAAACAACAGAGGAGCGCGCUUAUUCGAAGGUGCCAACAUCAAUAAGUCUCUUCUGUCCUUGGGAAGCUGCAUCAACGCCCUUUGCGACCCCCGAAAGCGUAACCAUAUCCCUUACCGAAAUUCGAAACUCACCCGGCUGCUCAAAUUCGCCCUUGGUGGAAAUUGCAAGACGGUCAUGAUUGUUUGCGUCAGCCCCUCUAGCCAGCACUUCGAUGAGACUCAGAAUACUCUUCGGUAUGCGAACAGGGCCAAAAAUAUUCAGACCAAGGUGACCCGAAAUGUGUUUAACGUCAACCGACACGUUAAGGACUUCUUGGUCAAGAUUGACGAGCAAAUGAACUUGAUAAACGAGCUCAAGGCGCAAGCGAAGGAUCACGAAAAGGUUGCCUUUUCCAAGUUCCGCAAGCAAGGAGAAAAGAAAGACGCCGUCUUGCGUGAAGGCGUUGCCCGCAUUCGCAAUGCCUAUGAGCAUACCUUGCCCGAAAGACAAGAGAGGACAAACAACAUGCUAAAAUCACGACAGAUUAGCCGUCGCAUUGCUAUUCUAUCAUCGUGGAUCGCAGCAUUUGACAACAUCUGCGCUACACGCGAGAAUGAUGAGGGUCUAUCCAGUCUCCAUGCAGUUCGCAAAUCUGCGCAGGGGAUUCUCAUCGAGUUGGAAGGCAGCAGGCACCAUUACAACCAAAGAUUAUCCAAGAGCACCUGGGACCGACCCGUUGUUUCUGCGGUUGAGAACGCAGCCAAGCAACUCAAAGAAUUCGAUAUUACCGAUAACAGCGACUACGCCAACUUAAACCGAGAAGCAGAUCUCCUGAGGUCUAGCGCAGAGCGUGAGGCAUUGACAGCUGUGGCGGAGCAAGAUAAGGCCGGAGAAGCCGCUGCCGUGCAGCUUCUGCUUGAAGCACAGUUCGAGACUAUGGCUUCAAUCGAGGAUAUCAUGCAACUAAACGCAAGCGAAGCUAUUCAAAAGGGGCGCACCAUCCUCUCCAAGAUGUUGGAUCAUUGUUCGAAUGCCGCAAGCAAUCUUGUCAAGCCCGAUGGCAGCAUGCCGUCUGUCUUGAACCUCACUUCUGCCCGGCCUCCCAGUCCCAUGAAGCCGAAGAAGAGAUUCAGCUUAGUGGGCAUACCACCAGUCUCCACCGUCAAUCCCCCGGUAACGAUGGCCCCUGUUGCACCGCCUUCCCCCACCAAGGGCUCUCCGCGACGCCGUAGGGCGACUGUCGGCCGAAAGAGCGUCAGCUUCUCACCAAAGAAAGUCCAAGUAAAGCCCACAAAGAGAUCGGUCCGUUGGAGGGAUGAUGAGGAUGAAGGCGACCUCACGGAAUUCCAAAAGACCCCCAAGAAAGCCGAAUCUACAGAUGAAUAUAGUUCUGAAGAGCCAUCUUUGCCCCCUCGCUCAGGUUCUCCUAUUCUGCGAAACUUCCCGAGAAUCGUGAGCCCGUCGGGUUCAAUCUCGCCCACCCCCGAUGAGCCCACCGGGCCUGCCGAACCGACUUUGAAUGUUCAAAAGAACAACAGCCGGUUCCAAGCCGGGUUCCUAUCAAAGAAGAACGGGAGCUCACCGCUAGCACCGCCACCUACCUCCUCUCUUCCACUUUCUCGCAGCCGAGAGAGCUCUCCUCUGCGUGACAUCGAAGGAAGCAGCUUCAUGAAUCGUCCUGCAGUGGAGCGCCCAUCACGCAUCGCCGUGCGCAGCCCAAGUGGAAACCUUUUGAGCAGUCCGGUAUCCGAAAACAGAGACAACUGGAAGUCGAACAGAGAAGAAGCUAUUAAGAUCAAUUCGGCUAUGCGUCGCAUGUCUAGUGGGCGAGUGACGAGUGGACAGCAUGGUGCGCCGUCUGCUAACGCUCUUCGCGUCCAUCGUCGACGUAGCCCCACUGCUGCUGCCCACGGUACCUCGCCAAGUGACAAUCACAUGUUCACCGCAUCGCAGGCACGACGGAUGGUCAAGAGUGAGCGGGAACACGAUGCGAAACCUCGUGUCUUGAGUCCUCACACGCUCCCUGUCAUGAAGAAUACGGGACGUCGCUCUACUCUGGGGGACGGCCGACCUCGCAACGUCAGCCUUUCGAGUAGAGAUGCCAUUCGCCUUAGUGCGAUGGCAGCGCCCCCCGACCACGGCGCCGACGGGUGUACUCCACCUGAAUUUCGGAUGUCUUUCGCCGCUCCGCUUGCCUCGACGCUUUUCUCACGUUUCUUCCGUCCCUUUUCAACCACUCCGACUCGUUCCCUCUCGCCAGAAACACAAUCGCGCAAUAUGUCAGACUCACAGAUCGCCACCAUAGCAGCCGGCUGCUUCUGGGGCGUCGAGCACCUCUACCGCAAGAAUUUUGGUAACGGCAAAGGCCUCCUCGAUGCCAAAGUGGGAUAUUGCGGUGGCUUGACCCCCGAUCCCUCAUACCGAUCCGUGUGCUCCGGAACAAGUGGUCACGCCGAAGCUCUGCAAGUUACAUUUGAUCCUUCAAUCGUGACAUACCGCCAGCUCCUCGAAUUCUUUUACCGCAUGCACGACCCCACCACAGAAAACCGACAGGGUCCGGAUGUCGGCACACAAUACCGCAGUGCUAUCUUUACACAUGGUGCCGAGCAGCAGACGAUUGCCGAGCAGGUUACACAAAAGGUCGGCACGGAGUGGUAUAAGACGCCCCUCUCUACCAAGGUCGUGCCUGCGGCUCAAUGGUGGGAUGCAGAGGAAUACCACCAGCUCUACCUCUCGAAGAACCCGGCUGGAUAUGAAUGCCCUGCUCAGUAUGUUUUCUGCCUGGAAUAUUUUUUUUCUUCUUUCUUUUCGAGCUUGCCACUGACUCCUCACAGCUUUAUUCGGAACUUCUCUCCUCUGUCUGAAUGA